AUGCAGAUGUAUAAGGAAAGAUUACCAGGAGAUAGUUUACCUCCAGAACCUGUUAUUAACCGGCGAGGAACGUGGAUUAAGGCCGUAAUAUUCUACGCAGAACAUUUCGAAGCCAUUAAAGAACUAAUUUUUGAUUUAUAUGAUGAUUCGCAAUGUGUUGUGCAAAGUAAAGAGUUGUUAAAAAGUGCAAGUGUCGCUAAAGAUCUUGUUUUUAUUAAGAGUGAUACAAACCACAUAAGGACGAGCGACUGGGACGAAAUCAAAAAUUUAAUAAAAAAUUUGACGUCGGAAUUGCGCAAAGAUUUGAAAGAAAUUAAAACUGAUUUACAAGAAUAUAAAGAAACACUGAAAAUUUUCAGAGAAGAAAAUGUAGAAUUAAAGAAAGAAAUUAACGAACUGAAAAUAAAAGUUGAAAAUUUGGAAAAAUUGGAAGAAAAAGUCGAAAACUUCGAAAAAUACAAGAAGAAAAAUAAUAUAAUUAUAAGUGGAUUUAAAAUACGCGACAAUGAAGAAGAAGCGCAAGAAGAAAUAGAAAAAUUGGUCAAAAACAAGUUACAAGUUGUUACAAAAGCGAAAAAAUUGACAAAAAUAAACGAAACAAUGUGCGUACUAAAACUGAACAAUCGAGAAAAAGCAGACGUAAUGAAAAAUAAACACAAACUAAGACAUGUCAAAGGCCAAAAAAUAUUUAUACGCCAUGAUUUAAUAGAACAAGAGAACAAAAUCCAGAAAAGCCUACAAGAAAUAGCAAAAGAUAAAAGAAACCAGAACAAAAAGGUAGUAAUUGGGUACCAGAAAUUAAUUAUAAAUGGCGAAAAAUUUAUAUGGAAUAAAAAGAAAAAUACGAUUGAAAGUACGAAGACUCUUAAUGAUAAUUCAAAAAACUAG
Messenger RNA from Diabrotica virgifera virgifera (western corn rootworm), 888 nucleotides. RefSeq lists its product as uncharacterized. The transcript has 2 exons. Lineage: Eukaryota; Metazoa; Arthropoda; Insecta; Coleoptera; Chrysomelidae. Bases 1 to 888 code for a protein of 295 amino acids. The record is from RefSeq and is a predicted model, not a curated record.